AGUUACGGUCUCUUUAAAACUUUAACCCAUCACGUCCCGUGGGGAAAUCAUCUCGGAGUAGUUCACUGUUUACGUCGGUGUCUGCCAUGGCGCAGAAUUCGGAUUCUCUGUACCUGGGAUUUGACUUCAGCACUCAACAGCUCAAGGUUGUGGCUAUUGACGGAGGGCUGAAUGUGGUGUACCAGAACAAUGUCCAGUUUGACCGUGAGCUGCCCGAGUUCAGGACCCAAGGAGGAGUCCAUGUCCAGGCUGACAGACUGACGGUCACUUCCCCAGUCCUUAUGUGGGUGAAGGCCCUGGGCCUGCUUCUGGAGAAGAUGAGAAUCGAUGGAUUCCACUUCUCCCAUGUGAAGGCCCUCUCUGGGAGUGGCCAGCAACAUGGCAGUGUGUACUGGAGGAGAGGAUCCAGCCAGACCCUUAGACAGAUGGAGCCUGGAAAGAGUCUGCAUCAGCUGCUGCAGGUAGACGUCUGUCUGUCUGUCUGUCUGUUGGUCUAUGAGGUUUGUAUUUGUAUUUGUAGAGUUAUGUGUUUCUGGAGUUGUGUGUGUGUGUGUGUGGUGUGUCUGCAGAGCAGCUUCUCAGUGGUAGACAGCCCAGUGUGGAUGGACUCCAGCACCACACACCAGUGUCAGAACUUGGAGGCAGCAGUAGGGGGCGCUCAGAGGCUGGCUGAUAUCACCGGCUCCAGAGCCUAUGAGCGUUUCACAGGAAAUCAGAUUGCCAAGAUCCACAAAACCAAGACUGACCAAUACAUAAACACCGAGAGAAUUUCAUUGGUCAGUAGUUUUGCAGCGUCGCUGUUCCUCGGAGGCUAUGCUGCAAUAGAUUACAGUGAUGGUUCUGGUAUGAACCUGAUGGACAUCACUUCCAGGACCUGGGCUCCACGCUGCCUGGAGGCUGUAGCACCAGGCCUGCAGGACCUGCUGGGAGAUCCACAGUCUUCUACUGCUGUUCUGGGCUCGGUCUCGUCCUACUACGUGUCUCGGUACGGCUUCUCACAGGACUGCAGAGUGGUGGCCUUCACUGGAGACAACCCAGGAUCCCUGGCUGGGAUGAGACUACAGGAAGGAGACGUUGCUGUGAGUCUGGGCACCAGUGACACAGUGUUUCUGUGGAUCACAGAACCUCAUCCAACCAUUGAGGGACACAUUUUCUGCAACCCUAUAGACUGUCAGUCCUACAUGGCCUUGAUAUGCUUCAAGAACGGCUCCCUGACCAGAGAACGAAUCAGGAACGAGUGUGCUGGAGGAUCAUGGGAAGCUUUCUCCUUGGCCCUGCAGUCCACGCCUCCGGGUAACCACGGCAACAUAGGGAUUUAUUUUGACACCAUGGAGAUCACUCCAUCAGCAAUGGGAGUUCACAGACUGGACAAGGACGGCAAUGAGGCUCCGGGGUUCCCCCCCCAGACAGAGAUCAGAGCUCUCCUGGAGGGUCAGUUCCUGGCAAAGAGGCUACAUGCUGAGAGACUGGGCUACAGGAUCAUUCCAGGUACCAGAGUUCUGGCCACGGGAGGUGCCUCCUCCAAUCAGGAUAUCCUGCAGGUCUUGUCAGAUGUUUUCAGUGCACCAGUCUACACCAUUGAUGUGGCCAACUCUUCCUGUCUGGGUUCUGCAUACAGGGCCCUGCAUGGCUUGGUUGCUGACCAGGGUGUUUCGUUCUCUGAUGUGGUCCAGAAAGCUCCGGAACCCAAACUAGCUGUGACGCCCACACCUGGCUCACAAGAGGUGUUCCAGCUACUGUUGAAGCGCUACGCUGAGUUGGAGAAGAAGAUUCUACAGGAGUCCUACCCCUGACCCAGCUUGACAAAUCGGCUCAGCUCAACGUCCUGUCUUUGUACUGAUUGGAGAUGUUGUCAAGGGAAGAACAAAACACAGCAGUGUCUUUCAAGUCAUUCCAACUGCCUCAUUAGAUGGAAGGAAGUUGUUAACUUGACUGAUUUAUUGGUUGUAUGAUUAAUUGAUUGAUGCAGUCUGUACAUGAGUCUUGUGAGAUGGACCAACUUUUGUCAUUUCAGGGUUGUGUGUGUGUGUGUGUGUGUGUGUGUGUGUGUGUGUGUGUGUGUGUGUGUGUGUGUGUAUGUUUUGUAUGUUCUACCUCUCUGUGUGAGAACACUGAUGUUCUCACCAGUGUCCAUGAUCCACAAUUACUAAUGUUAGGAUGAACCUGGUUAACCACACACCUGUAUUCUGCAGCCUGGAUAUCCACAAACAAUAAAAUGUAUGUAUAAAAGCACAUUGAGCUGCAAUUCUUGUAUGAAAUGUGCUAUA
This is a messenger RNA of Osmerus eperlanus (European smelt), 2267 nucleotides long. RefSeq names its product xylulokinase homolog (H. influenzae) (gene xylb). Gene Ontology annotation, molecular function: D-xylulokinase activity. Gene Ontology annotation, cellular component: cytosol. The transcript is spliced from 19 exons. Lineage: Eukaryota; Metazoa; Chordata; Actinopteri; Osmeriformes; Osmeridae. The record is from RefSeq and is a predicted model, not a curated record. Gene Ontology annotation, biological process: D-xylose metabolic process; xylulose metabolic process; phosphorylation. Bases 87 to 1793 code for a protein of 568 amino acids.